Messenger RNA from Chenopodium quinoa (quinoa), 2210 nucleotides. RefSeq names its product transcription factor HBI1-like. Gene Ontology annotation, cellular component: nucleus. The transcript is spliced from 7 exons. The coding region runs from base 603 to 2039 and encodes 478 amino acids. Gene Ontology annotation, molecular function: protein dimerization activity; DNA-binding transcription factor activity. Gene Ontology annotation, biological process: regulation of DNA-templated transcription. The record is from RefSeq and is a predicted model, not a curated record. NCBI's taxonomy places the organism in Eukaryota, Viridiplantae, Streptophyta, Magnoliopsida, Caryophyllales, Amaranthaceae.
CAGGACCCCCAAAAACACCAUAAAUAUAUUAACAAAUUUUUACGUGUUCCCAGGUAUAUCUAAUGUAACCCCAAAUGAGCAAAUUAAUAGUAAUAUAGACUUCAAUGUACCCCUAACUCUAUGUGUAUCUGAAAAUAUAAAAUAAAUAUACUGAAAUAUAAAUGAUGGAAAAAGAAAAUACAAAAUGAAGAUGAAAUUUUAUUUUUCUCUCUCUUAAUUAUUCCGGUUAGUUACGUCAGAUACCAGCCUCCUAAUAGUCAGAUAUCUCAACCCAAACUCCUUUUUUACACUUUCUAUAAAUACCCUCACUUCUUCCCCAAUUCUUCUCUCACAACAUUUUUCCAGCCACAGCUUAAACUGCAUCAAAUAACAAAAAGGGAGAUAGAAAGAGUCGUAGAGUAGUAGUACCUUGCUCAUGAAGAACUUGUGUUAGGUACCAAAGCAUUACAAAAGCCUGCCUAAUCCUUGCAGCACACACCAACUUCCCUUUCACCUUCAUAAAAGCAAAAGAACAACAAACUGUUAUAGUAGUACAUAUUAAGACUUCGUAACAGCACAAAAGCAAUCAUAUUUCCCUUACUAUUUUUGGAUUUAUUAAGGCAAUGAAUAGAGCUUUACCGGAGAUGCUGCACUGCCUGAACAUGCCAGCAAACAUCAUCGGAGGAAAAGGCAUGGAGAUGAGUGUUUUGGAAAGACAGAGGAUGGUUCUUAAGUGGCAACAAGAGCAGCUCUUCCAAGUCCAACCAACACAACAACUAAGUUGUUUCAAUGACCUCAGUAUGCUCUCUUUUUUUCCUCCUGAAGCACAAGACUUUCAGUGCGCAGACAUGAAUUACUGUCCAAGCUCAGUUACAACUGGCCCAACUCUGAAUGAGCUUCUGAACCGACCCAUUAAGGCUGAUCCGGGUGCUGAGAAUGGGUGGAUGGAUUUCGGGAUGCAAAAAAGUGGGGUAACAGUUGGGAGCAUGGGGAUUGAGACUGCUGGAGAAGUCCAUAACAAUCCUGGCUAUGAGACGAAUUAUGGCAUUUCAAGAACAGCCAGUUGCCCGCCAUCGGUAGCAAAGGCAGCAGCAAUCAGCCUAAAGGCGGCCCGUGAUGCCAAAGGAAGAGAGACCCUCUUGUCAGAUCAGAAGCUAAGUGGAGCAGUUGGAAGAGAGAGCUUCAAGAAGAGAAAAGCAGAAAGAAACCCAAGUACACCAAAGGUAGUGGAUGCAGAAGAAGACAACCAAUCAAAAAAGAGCAAGGGGUGUGCUGAAGAGGAAGAAUCAAAAAUCACAGAACAACAUAGCAAUAAACAUAGCAGCAGCAGCAGCCAGGGUGACCAAAAGGAAAGCAAUGGACACAGCAAUGACAAGAAAAGCAAAGAAACUUCAGGGUGUACAUCUAAGGAUUCAAAGGCGUCCGAGGUACAAAAGCCUGAUUACAUUCAUGUCAGAGCAAGGCGUGGCCAAGCCACCGAUAGCCACAGCUUAGCUGAAAGAGUAAGGAGAGAAAAAAUAAGUGAGAGAAUGAAAUAUCUUCAGGAUUUAGUUCCAGGGUGCAACAAGAUCACAGGAAAAGCUGGAAUGCUCGACGAAAUAAUCAACUAUGUCCAAUCUCUUCAAAGACAAGUAGAGUUCCUCUCCAUGAAAUUGGCAGCAGUAAAUCCCAGGCUUGAUAUUAACAUUGAUGAAUUAAUUGCCAAAGAGGUUUUUGCAGCAUGCUCUGCCAGUCUACCAACGAUGGGGGUAUCACCGGAUUUAACAAAUCCCAGCUACCUACAAUACAAUCCUGUUGAACAAAUGGAUCCAAUUUGCGGAUCCACAGUCGUGGGGAACCCAAUUGAUUUGGGGUUGAGGAGAAGCAUUAGUGCUCCUGUGCCAGUACCGGAGACUUUUCUAGAUACAUCCUGCUUUAAUCAAAUUCCAAACUCUUUACAAUGGGAUGCUGAGUUACAAAAUAUCUACAACAUGGAAUUUCAGCAGGGAAGAUCAACAUCAUUCCCGUUACAGACAUUCACAGGCACCGUUGAAUCAAGCAGUUUAAAAAUGGAGAUGUAACUCAGUUGGCCCAUCUUAGAAGUUAACCCUUCAUGGAGAUUGAACCAGAUUGCUUAACUAGGAUUCUUUUCUGAUUCUGUUUAGUAUAUAGGUAUAUAUAUGAAUGUAACUAUGUAUAAAGUCAAAGGCAAUGAGAUGAAAUGCAUAAUUUUAGCACCUGUUGGCAUCUUA